UAUUAGUGUCUUGCUGGUCCUCCUGAGGAUGACCGAGGGUCUGCUACGCGAAUACAUUAACGAUAAUCUUUAUAAGAACUGGACGGAUGCUCGGAAUUACUGCAUGCGCAACUACAGAGGCCUGGCUGUCAUCACAAACGAAGAAGAAUACGAAAGGGUCCAGCAGAUUGCAGGACCCGCUGGUAGUGGUUGGAUCGGGUUGCACAGAAGCGUUAUGAAUUCGAGUGAAUGGCUGUGGGAUGAUGGGAAAGAGAAUUCGUACUUUCCGUGGAUGACUGGCCAGCCCAACAAUUUCAAUGGUACACAAGACUGCAUUCAGAUCACACCAUCUGGCUGGAACGAUUUUCAUUGCUGGACCAUUCAGUCGUUUUACUGUUACCGAUUUAUUAUCUUAGUUGAAGAGAAGAAGACGUGGGAACAGGCUCUUGAUUACUGCAGGGUUCACUACAAGAACAUGGCCUAUCCUACCACCAACAGUCAACUACAGCUGGCUGAACAGGAGGCCAUUCAGAACCAAGUGAAUCUCGUGUGGACAGGAAUGCGCUUCCUGAACAGAAACUGGUACUGGGUGAAUGGAAAACAGCUGAACAGUUCAAUCUCAAUGCCUUCAUGCCCGGGUUCACAGAGUGGCUGUGGAGCUCGCAACAUCAGGACACAUGUCUGGGAGAACAGACUGUGUGACGAGAAGCUUCCCUUCCUAUGCUACUGGUGAGACAGACUUAUAAGAUCAGCUUCAAGAGGAAAAUUGUGCAAGUUAUGCAGCAUGUCCCAUAGAGAUUUCAUUCUUUUACUCCACAGCAAUAUUUUGACAAUGACAUUUUUAUUUAUUAAACCUCAAUCACACUUUUGAUCCAUUCAAAGGUAUAUUUUAUUUUGAGGAACAUCUGCCAAACAUUAUAGCAGCUAUAAACAGG
Molecule: messenger RNA, 914 nt
Organism: Silurus meridionalis
Lineage: Eukaryota; Metazoa; Chordata; Actinopteri; Siluriformes; Siluridae
Product: macrophage mannose receptor 1-like
Exons: 2
Coding region: 29-712 (227 amino acids)
Source: RefSeq, a predicted model, not a curated record